UUUUUUUCUGUCUUUUUUUCAGAGCCUUUCUUCACAGAGUUGUUGUCUCCAUUAAUGGCGUCAGAGAAAUCUAGCUCCAAGGGCCAAGCAUGGUUUUGUACAACUGGCUUACCUAGCGACAUUGAAAUCGAAGUUGAUGACAUGACAUUCCAUCUCCACAAGUUUCCACUCAUGUCAAAGAGCAGGAAACUUCACAGGUUGAUUACAGAGCAAGAGACUAGAUCUUGUUCCAUGGCGCUAAUAACUGAAACGGACCCAAAAGUAGAAGAGAGUGACAAGAAAGGUAAAGGCCAUGAGAUCGAGGACGAUGAAGAAAAAGAAGAAGAAGUAGACGAAGAGCAAGAGAUCGAAGAAAAUGGCUAUCCUCACAUAAAACUCGAGGACUUCCCCGGAAGUUCAGAGAGCUUCGAGAUGGUGGCCAAGUUCUGCUACGGCGUCAAGAUGGACCUCUCUGCAUCCACUGUUGUUCCACUUCGUUGCGCCGCCGAACACCUCGAAAUGACGGAAGAGUAUUCACCGGAUAACCUAAUUUCCAAGACUGAGAUGUUUCUCUCUCAUUCCGUCUACAAGAGCUUGCGAGAAUCCAUUAAAGCUCUCAAAGCUUGUGAAUCAGUCUCAACUUUAGCCGGAUCGCUUGGUAUAACGGAACAGUGCAUCGAGUCUAUCGUCUCCAGAGCUUCCUCAGCUGAUCCUUCUCUCUUCGGUUGGCCUGUAAACGACGGCGCCACCGAUCUUCAACUAAUCCCCGGCGGCGCAGCGAAAUCUCGAAAGAAACAGAGUAGAGAUUCGAACAUGGAGCUGUGGUUUGAAGAUCUGACGCAACUGAGUCUUCCGAUCUUCAAAACUGUGAUCCUGUCAAUGAAAUCAGGAGAUCUGAGCUCCGAUAUCAUAGAGAGCUGUUUAAUUUGUUACGCUAAAAAGCACAUUCCCGGAAUUCUACGUUCUAACCGGAAACCGCCAUCGUCAUCUUCAACUGCAGUGUCAGAGAAUGAACAGAGAGAACUACUGGAGACUAUAACCUCUAAUCUUCCAUUAGAUAAAAGCUCAAUCUCCUCAACAACGAGAUUCCUCUUCGGCUUAUUACGAACCGCAAUCAUCCUCAACGCCUCCGAGACUUGCCGUGAUCUGCUGGAGAGAAAGAUCGGAACACAGCUAGAGAGAGCCACACUCGAUGACCUGCUCGUCCCUAGCUACUCAUACCUCAACGAGACUUUGUACGAUGUUGAUUUGGUAGAGAGAAUCUUAGGUCACUUUCUCGACACCUUGGAACAGUCAAACACCGCCGUAAUCGAAGCUGACGGAAAAUCUCCGUCGCUUAUGCUCGUCGGGAAAUUAAUCGACGGAUUUCUCGCUGAGAUCGCAUCCGACGCUAAUCUCAAAUCGGAUAAAUUUUUCAAUCUAGCCAUCUCACUCCCAGAUCAAGCUCGUCUCUACGAUGACGGACUUUACAGAGCCGUCGACGUAUAUCUCAAGGCGCAUCCAUGGGUGCGUGAUGGAUUGUCAGAAACUGACGUUGGAAGCGUGACGUUGGAAGCGUGCACACACGCCGCGCAAAACGAGCGGCUUCCGCUACGAGCCGUCGUACAAGUUCUCUUCUUCGAGCAGUUACAGCUCCGGCAUGCGAUCGCCGGGACGUUAUUAGCAGCUCAAUCUCCGUCUCCGUCAGGAACAAGAAAUCUGACGAUAACGGAAACAGUAACGGAAGAGGAUGGUGAUGCAGUGAAAGGAGAAGGACAGGUGGACGCUGGGAAAUGGAAGAAGACGGUGAGAGAGAAUCAGGUGCUUCGCUUGGAUAUGGAUACGAUGAGGACGCGUGUUCACCGGUUAGAGAGAGAGUGCUCCAAUAUGAAGAAAGUGAUCGCGAAGAUUGAUAAAGAUGGUUCAUCACCGGCGACGACGACUGAUCGGCCGAGAAGUUGGUCGAUUACCAAAAAAUUCGGAUGUAAAUUCAAGACACAGGUCUGCGAUUCGCACGAGGCUACGAUGGUUGAUCAUAGAUCACGACGGUCUUGAAUUGUUUUCGAUUGAUUUUAAUACUUUUUAGUUCAGAAUCAGAGCGCAUAUUUAUUGUGAUUCUUUGAUAUUAAUUUUAAUCAAUCCUUCAAGACAAAUGUGAAACGUUUUGACUUUUGAGUUUUGUGGUAUUAUUAUUAACUGAAAUAAAAGUAGUUAAGGCCCAAA
Messenger RNA from Arabidopsis lyrata subsp. lyrata, 2181 nucleotides. RefSeq names its product BTB/POZ domain-containing protein At5g66560. The record is from RefSeq and is a predicted model, not a curated record. NCBI's taxonomy places the organism in Eukaryota, Viridiplantae, Streptophyta, Magnoliopsida, Brassicales, Brassicaceae. Gene Ontology annotation, molecular function: protein binding.